Nematolebias whitei (Rio pearlfish) is the source of this 2606-nucleotide messenger RNA. RefSeq names its product hexokinase-2. The transcript is spliced from 15 exons. Lineage: Eukaryota; Metazoa; Chordata; Actinopteri; Cyprinodontiformes; Rivulidae. Gene Ontology annotation, cellular component: cytosol; mitochondrion. Gene Ontology annotation, molecular function: D-glucose binding; ATP binding; glucokinase activity. The record is from RefSeq and is a predicted model, not a curated record. The coding region runs from base 244 to 2538 and encodes 764 amino acids. Gene Ontology annotation, biological process: glucose 6-phosphate metabolic process; glycolytic process; intracellular glucose homeostasis.
ACUACGUCAUCCAACCGUCCAGUCCAGGAAGCUGGAAAUUUUUUGUUAAACUAAAGUUCCGAGUCACUUUUUGACACCCCCGUUCAAACAAUAAGUUAUCUGUUAGCAACGCAACAAUAGCGAAGAGAAGAUAUAUUUGCCAUCAGUUUUCGAGAUAAUCUUUUUGAGUAAACAAGUCGGCGAACGGAAAACAGGAGAGGGCAGAACCGAGGUCGUCGGAGUCGCCACAUCAGUUUACCAAAGAUGUUAGCCUCAAGUCUUCCUGCUAAUUAUUGUAACGAAGUCCAUCACGAUGACACUGCACAUAAAGUGGACACGUACUUGCAAAAGCUUCAGUUGUCAGAUGAGGCUUUGAUGGAUUUGUCAGUGAGAUUCCGGCGAGAGAUGGACAAAGGCUUAUGCAGAGACACCAGCCCUACAGCUACUGUCAAGAUGCUGCCCACAUUUGUGCGCUCCACUCCUGAUGGAACUGAACAAGGUGAAUUCCUGGCAUUGGACCUCGGUGGAUCCUUCUUCAGAAUACUCCUGGUUAAAGUUAAGGGUAAUGGCGAGCAAAAAGUUGAAAUGGAAAAUCAGAUUUAUGAAAUACCCGAGCUUGUGAUGAGAGGCAGCGGCUCUGAGUUAUUUGACCACGUAGCUGAAUGUCUGGCUAAUUUUCUGGAGAAGAUGGGUAUAAAGAAUAAAAGGCUUCCUCUGGGCUUCACUUUCUCUUUUCCUUGUCAACAAACCAAAUUGGAUGAGAGUGUUCUGAUAUAUUGGACCAAAAGCUUCAGAGCAACUGGAGUAGAGGGAAAGGAAGUUGUCAACCUUUUGAGGAAAUCCAUCAAAAAACGAGGGGACUUUGACGUUGACAUUCUGGCCGUGAUCAACGACACAGUUGGAACCAUGAUGACCUGCGGCUAUGACGAUCAUCACUGUGAAAUUGGUCUUAUAGUCGGCACUGGGACCAACGCCUGCUACAUGGAGCAGAUGAGGAACCUUGAGGUGAUAGAUGGUGAUGAGGGCCGGAUGUGUGUAAAUACGGAGUGGGGUGCUUUUGGAGAUGAUGGUGCCCUGGAGUAUCUACGCACUGACAUUGACCGGGAAAUUGAUGCAGGCUCGCUGAACCCUGGCAAGCAGCUGUUUGAGAAGAUGAUAAGUGGGAUGUACAUGGGAGAACUGGUGCGCCUCAUCCUGGUAAAGAUGACCAGAGAUCAGCUGCUGUUUCAGGGGAAGGCCACAUCAGAGCUCCUCACCUCUGGAUCCUUCAGCACCAGCUACGUUUACACCAUUGAGACUGACAAAGAUGAAGAAGGCCAAGCAAAUGCUGAGAAGGUGCUGCGUGGUCUUGGUCUGGACCCAUCGGUUGAUGACUGCAUAGCUACCAGAAGAGUGUGUCAGAUUGUAUCUACGCGUGCCGCUCAUUUGUGUGCUGCCACUCUGGCUGCAGUGCUGCGGCAGAUCCGAGAUAACAAAGCAGCUGAAAAGCUACGUACCACAAUCGGAGUGGAUGGAUCGGUUUACAAGAAUCAUCCAGAAUUUCCCAGAAGACUCCACAAAAUGGUGCGGCGGCUUGUGCCAGAUUGUGACGUGAGAUUUCUGCAGUCCCAGUGUGGCAGCGGGAAAGGUGCGGCCAUGGUGACGGCAGUAGCCUACCGCGUUGCUGCUCAACAUGCCGAGCGGCAGUGCAUCCUUGAUACCCUGCGUUUGAGUCGCGAACAGCUGCUCGAGGUCAAGAGGAGGAUGACGGAGGGAAUGGUACUAGGCCUGUCUAAGCAGACCCAUGACCAGACAAGCGUCAAGAUGCUUCCCACCUACGUCAGAUCCACUCCUGAUGGAACAGAACAAGGUGAUUUCUUGGCUUUGGACCUUGGAGGCUCCAGCUUUAGGGUUCUUCUGGUUAGACUUCGAAGUGAAAAGAAACAAAAAGUGGAUAUGCACCAGAAGAUCUACAGUAUCCCUCAGGAGACCAUGCAGGGCACAGGGGCAGAGCUGUUCGACCAUAUCGUCCAUUGCAUUGCUGACUUCCUGGAAUACAUGGGCAUGGGAGGCGCAUCCUUACCUCUGGGAUUUACCUUCUCUUUCCCCUGUCAUCAGAGCAAACUGGAUGAGGGGAUCCUCCUGAAGUGGACAAAGGGUUUCAAAGCCAGUGACUGUGAGGGGAAAGAUGUCGUUAUGCUACUUAAAGAUGCAGUUCGGCGCAAACAGGAGUUUGACUUGAACUUUGUGGCAAUAGUAAAUGACACAGUGGGAACCAUGAUGACUUGUGGUUACGAGGACCCCAAAUGUGAGGUUGGACUUAUUGUAGGCACCGGCACCAACGCCUGCUACAUGGAAGAAAUGCACAACAUUGAAAUGGUGGAGGGAAACGAGGGUCAGAUGUGUGUCAACGUUGAGUGGGGCGCGUUUGGUGACAGUGGUGAACUGGACGACUUCUGCACACAGUUUGAUCACGCCGUUGAUGAUUGCUCCAACUUUCCAGGGAAACAGAGGUAUUUAUGUGUAUUUAAAAACAGUACUAUUGUAGAAACAAGGUGCUCUUUUCUUUUGCGUUGGUAAUUUCAAAAUAAAAAUCACUAUUUAUCGUCAUGAAUUUGAUUCUUCAAGGUUCAAAGUUCUUUAUUGUA